UUCUCUUUCUCUAUCGACCAGUCUGCGUUUGGCCCUGUCCGAGGAGCUUGCAGCCUUGACUUUCAGGUCGCUGAAGAAGGGGGCUGCCACGGACACAAUUUGCAACUCAACCUUUUUUUUUUUUGUUUUUAACAAAUAGUGUCUUCUAGCUUGUGCGGGGUGCGAUGUUGAGGCUGAUCUUUUUGGUCGCCCUCGCCGGGUUUACCCGGGCCAGUGAUGUGCUCGAUUACACGGAUGAUGACUUCGAAAACAAGAUUGGAGACCACGGACUCGCUCUGGUGGAAUUUUUCGCCCCUUGGUGUGGCCAUUGUAAACGGCUAGCACCCGAGUACGAGGCAGCCGCCACACGCCUGAAAGGCACUGUCUCUCUGGUCAAGGUUGACUGCACAGCCAACAGCAACACAUGCAGCAAAUAUGGUGUCAGUGGCUACCCAACGCUGAAGAUCUUCAGGGACGGAGAGGAAUCUGGUCCCUAUGACGGCCCCAGAACAGCAGAUGGGAUUGUCAGUUUCCUCAAGAAGCAAGCUGGGCCAGCUUCUGUGGAGCUCAAGACGGACGCAGACUUUCAGAAGUUUAUUUCAGACCAAGACGCCAGUGUUGUUGGGUUCUUUGCUGAUGACAAGAGCACAGCACAGACAGAGUACCUGAAGGCCGCCAGUGCCUUGAGGGACAACUACCGCUUUGCCCACACCAACUCUGAGGUUCUCCUCCAGAGCCAUGGCAUUGACGGAGAAGCUGUUGUCUUGUUCCGUCCACCACGACUCAACAACAAAUUUGAAGAAAGCUCCGUCCAGUUCAGCGAGGACAAAUACACCAGCAACAAAAUCAAGAAGUUCAUCCAGGACAACAUCUAUGGAAUCUGCCCCCACAUGACGGACGACAACAAGGACCAGAUCAGGGGGAAAGACCUGCUUGUGGCUUAUUAUGAUGUUGAUUAUGACAAAAAUCCCAAGGGCUCCAACUACUGGAGGAACAGGGUGAUGAAGGUGGCCAAGGGCUUCCUGGAUCAGGGCAAGAAGCUGAACUUUGCCGUGGCCAACAAGAACUCGUUCAGCCACGAUUUGUCUGAGUUCGGCCUGGAUGGCAGCUCAGGAGAAGUGCCUGUGGUGGCCCUCCGCACCGCCAAGGGAGACAAAUACGCCAUGACCGAGGAGUUCUCUCGUGAUGGAAAAGCUCUGGAGCGUUUCCUGCAGGACUACUUUGACGGCAAGUUGAAGCGAUACCUCAAAUCAGAACCCAUCCCAGAAAAUAACGACGGCCCUGUCAAGGUUGUAGUGGCUGAGAACUUCGACUCCAUCGUCAAUGACGACAGCAAAGACGUGCUGAUCGAGUUCUACGCUCCGUGGUGUGGACACUGCAAGAACCUGGAGCCCAAAUUCAACGAGCUAGGAGAGAAGCUUGCUGGUGAUCCCAACGUCGUCAUCGCCAAGAUGGAUGCCACAGCCAACGACGUGCCAUCUCCAUAUGAAGUUAGCGGUUUCCCCACGUUGUACUUUGCACCCGCUGGACGCAAGACGAGCCCAAAGAAAUACGAGGGAGGUCGCGAGGUGAGCGACUUCAUCUCCUACCUGAAGAGAGAGGCCACCAACCCCUUGGUGAUGCAGGAGGAGUCCAAGAAGAAGAAGAAGAAGAAGGACGAUGACAAGUCAGAGCUAUAAAAGCUCACAACAGGAGGAAGAGGAUUGGGGAAAUCCAUGCAAAGAAAGAACUAAAAUCAUAUCCCACUCUCUUAGUGAACUACCGAAUGCUCUGAUGCCAAGUCCAAAAGAUGCGGCGCUCCCCUUUAGGUCCUCGGCUGCUCUGAGGAAACUGUGGAAGGUGGCGAGGUGGUGGCCAGGGCCUGCCUGAUGUUUAAAAACAAAAACAAAUUUUUAGGGAAGAAGGGACAGCUUUUGAAAAUUGAGAUUUUUAUUUCCCCUGGUCUGUCUACCACACCGCAGGCUGAUACACUUUGACACCAGUCUCCAGUCAUGUCGCUUUGGUUUUUGUUGUCGUCGUCACAGGGGAUAAUGGUAAUGGUGAAUUCCUUUUUUUUGUUUGUUUUUGUAACAUGUCUUUGUUUUUGUACAUUUGGAAGGAUUAUGAAAUAAAAAGGCCCACAAAACCAAAAUUAACUGUA
This is a messenger RNA of Micropterus salmoides (largemouth bass), 2119 nucleotides long. RefSeq names its product protein disulfide isomerase family A, member 3 (gene pdia3). The coding region runs from base 165 to 1658 and encodes 497 amino acids. Gene Ontology annotation, cellular component: endoplasmic reticulum; cell surface. Gene Ontology annotation, molecular function: protein disulfide isomerase activity. The record is from RefSeq and is a predicted model, not a curated record. Lineage: Eukaryota; Metazoa; Chordata; Actinopteri; Centrarchiformes; Centrarchidae. The transcript is spliced from 13 exons. Gene Ontology annotation, biological process: protein folding; response to endoplasmic reticulum stress.